AUGCGCCAAGCUGGCCAACUUCUUUUCUAUGGCCACGCAGCUCUACAUCGAGCUAAGCGUGCGUUAGACAAGGCGAAGAACCCAACUGCCACUAUAUCAGCAGCAGACUUGACUACCGAGCUUAUCGAUAUCGGACAUACAACAGGAGCCCCCCUACUCCAUCCUAUAGACUCGGAACUACGGGGGCACGUCCAGUCAAUUGGUUCAGCGCUAAAUCAUGUCGGUGGUAAGAACCUCAUGCUUCAGGCGCACCAAGCUGUCAGCGAGAGACUUGGAGCCAGCCGUGCCCGCGAGCUGGAACUUGCUUGA
Messenger RNA from Penicillium manginii, 309 nucleotides. RefSeq lists its product as uncharacterized. The transcript has a single exon. Lineage: Eukaryota; Fungi; Ascomycota; Eurotiomycetes; Eurotiales; Aspergillaceae. The record is from RefSeq and is a predicted model, not a curated record. Bases 1 to 309 code for a protein of 102 amino acids.